AUGGUAACCCUGCCCUGCCAGUCCAAGGAGCUGGUCACGCAGCAGCUGCCCAACCUCAUGAAGGACGUGGGCUCCCUGGACGAGAAGAUGAGGAGCCUGGACGUGAACAGCGACGAGGAGCUGAAGUUCAGCGAGUACUGGCGGCUGGUCGGGGAGCUGGCCAAGGAGCUCAAGCGGGAGAAAGUGGGGAAGAAGAAGUGAGCGGGGCAGGGAGGGGCUGGGGGCCGGGCUGUGAAUAAAGCGUCCC
This is a messenger RNA of Pelodiscus sinensis (Chinese soft-shelled turtle), 247 nucleotides long. NCBI's taxonomy places the organism in Eukaryota, Metazoa, Chordata, Testudines, Trionychidae. The record is from RefSeq and is a predicted model, not a curated record.